Molecule: messenger RNA, 1548 nt
Organism: Lichtheimia ornata
Lineage: Eukaryota; Fungi; Mucoromycota; Mucoromycetes; Mucorales; Lichtheimiaceae
Exons: 9
Coding region: 1-1548 (515 amino acids)
Molecular function (GO): oxidoreductase activity, acting on paired donors, with incorporation or reduction of molecular oxygen; iron ion binding; heme binding
Source: RefSeq, a predicted model, not a curated record
AUGAUAGUCGCAGCACCAUCUUGGAAUUCUCUUACUACAUGGCAUCCCGCAAAAGCAGGAGCUCUUACUGCAGCUGCAAGCUUUGUUGCUCUUGCCGCCAUUCUCUAUCGUCAGCUGAGUAGCUCCAACAAGGAUCAAGAAGAUAGCAUCCCAUCCCCUGAGGGAUCACUUCCAUUUAUUGGCCAUCUUUGGAAACUACGUAAGGGUGCCGUCAAGAAAUGUCUUCAAUGGCAAGAUGAGCUUGGUCCUAUCUAUCGCCUGAACCUUGGCAUGGGCAAGAAAUGGGUGAUUAUCGGUAGCCCCACCGUUGCCCAUGAGAUCUUGGUUGCCAAUGGAAGCAUGACAGCUGUUCGACCUUAUCAACGACCCAUUCAUGACAUCUUAACUCUUGGUGGAAAAGGUGUUGCUUUUGCUGAUCCAUCGAAAGGAUGGCGUAUGAUGCGAUCAGCUUUACAUGCAUUGGUUAAUCCCAAGAACCUUGAAAAGUAUAGCACGCUCUUGGAUAAGGAUGCUGACGACUUGAUUGGCUACUUUUUAUCACACAAUGGGGGCAACGUGAAUCCUGAACUUGCAUUGAUGCGUACAGCACUCAACUUUGUGCUCAUCACUUGUUUCGCUAUUAAUCUUGGCACUUUGGAUGAUCCAUUAUUUCGACGAAUUUCCAUUUCGGUGGAAGAGGCAGCUUCAUUUGUUGGCGUGAGCAAAGAGGCGCGUACUUUCCUUCCCAUUCUUGGCAACAAAUUUCAAGAGCGAUUCAAGGACUACAUCAAUAACCGACAUCACCCAUUACUUCGUGAAAUGAUGGCCCAAAGCAUGGAUACCGGCAAGGAGUGCCUUGUGCGAACAUACCAUGAGCUCCGAGAUGACGGCAUUAUCGAUGAUGACGAUAUUGUGGUUGCCAUGACGGAGAUCAUGACUGCAGGCUCGGACACCACAGUUGCCACGAUGCUGUGGCAAUUACUUAUUCUGGCCAAGUAUCCCGAAGUACAAGCCAAGAUGCAAGCUGAAGUUGAUGAGUUCGUUAAAAAGCAUGAUCGAUUACCAACCUUUGCCGAACGUGAAGCUAUGCCAUAUACUAUUGCCGCUCAAAAAGAAUGUAUCCGUUUCAGACCCACAUCUUACUUUGGUCUUCCCCAUGCUGCUGAUCGAGAUAUCGUUUGGCGCGGCAACAUCAUCGAAAAGGGUACUACUAUCGUAGGCAACAUGCGAGCAUUGCAUACCAGCACGGAGCUAUUUGAAGAUCCAGAAGAAUUCAAACCCGAAAGAUUCUUGGGUCGACCCGCUACCACCAUGUUCAGUGAAGCCAAUGGCAACGUCCAAGACCGAACCAAUUUUAUUUUUGGAUUUGGAAGACGUACAUGCCCUGGUAUUCAUUUGGCCGAAUUACAAAUGUUCAACAUCUUUGUUCGCCUAUUCCAAAAAUGCACCAUUAUGCCUGGCCUUGAUGAUAAUGGCCAACCUAUACCCAUUGAUCUUGAGAGUCUUUCAUCCAGAAGCUUUGUAUCACCUCCUGCACCUUAUCAGGUGCGCUUCGUUCCACGCGUUUAA